AUGAAGAAGACUAUGUUGAUUACACUCAUCGUCUGUCUCUGUCUUGGGACCAAAGCACAUUCAGGUAUGACUUCCUUAAUAGUUAGAAUAGAUGAUUGUGCAGAUGCAUAUGCCAUGUUUUUGUCUGAACAUGCAUAGUAUGUAUAAUAAUAAACAACUUUAGACAACCUCGAAGUCGCCAACAGUUCUGCUUCAAGCUCAGCUCCGAAUACACCGCAAAGAAUAACCAAAGCAUUUUGCGACAACGACGAUGAGUUGGCCAAGAUCUCGUGUAUGAGCGAUAGUGAUCACGAACAGAUUUGGGGUGGAAUUGUUAAACAUGGACUAGCCCGGGUUCUUAAUGGUUUGGUGAUAAGAGACGCGCUGGUGCUUAUUGCGAAAGAGGAAUUGCGCAAGGCUCUGAACUUACCACCGCCACGCCCUUGGGCACCCUAUAACUCCACAAAACCUAGUGACGCAGAACUCGCGUCGGCACCGACUAUCGAGGCUUACUUCAAUUUAAAGGAACCGAGACCAAAAACUCACAGCCUUGAUAGCUACUACUUCUAUGAACACAAUUUUCCUCCUGCUAUUGAGUUUCUGAACAAGCGAGUCCCAGUAAUUCGCACUGUUUUUAGGUGUAGAUUUGAAAAUAAGCACCCGCUUGAUGCAGCAGGAGCGACAGAUAGGCAAACAAUUGAUCGCAUGAUUGCUAAGUUUUCCGGGAUUCAUACUAUAGUAGAUCGUGUGAGACAGCGAAUGAUUUAUGAAUGCUAUGAGGAUUAGUUUUUAGAAUAUUUUGUAUAAUUAUUCUUUUUAACGUUGUUAUAAGACAUUCGCAUGAUUAGUAUUUUUUUUAUAAUAAUUUUUUAAGUAUCUCUUAUAUGUACCUUGUCACUAAUUUUUCGCUCACUGCCGACCCAAUUUUAGAUGGAAAGUGAAAGUCUCCUUCUCUCACACUCUAAACACGCCUGGAUAGAGACAAUUAGACUUCUUCAAUCGAACAUUAUCCUCUUUGAAAAUUAUUUAUUUAUUUAUUUUAAUCGCUCAUGAAGAAUGAGAUUAAAACUGAUACUCAACUAAAUUUAAAUUAAAGAUAACACGACUUUUUGAAAAUCACAUGUUUCAAGCAUUUUCAAAACUAGAAGACAGAAAUAACCACAAAUAUGUGUACCAAAUUUUUGUAUUUGAAAUGUGGAGCAUUCAAUUACUUCUUUUUCUUUACCAUUAUUUUUUAAAUAAUUGACAACUUCAUGAGGUGGAUCUAAUCCAAAGGAAUCGAAGUAAUAACUUUUUAUUUUUUUAUUUUUUUGAAUAACAAACCCAAUGAGUGCCCUUACUAUUCGAAAAAAAUCAAGAUUCACAAUUCCAACUUCCUGGGAAUGUAUUUUUAUCUGGGAGAGCGUCUCUCAUGAAAAACACCGCGGAAAUGUUUUAUUUUUCAACUCCUUCACGAGCUCUUCGAGAUCAAGAUUUGUCAAUGGCUUCAUAUCUGUUCGGAGAUUAAUAUUCUUAAUUUAUAACACCAAAAAAAUAUUCGAAAAAAAUGUUGAAAAAAAUGAAAAAAAUGGGCAAAAAUGGUCUAAAAGGCAUUUUGACCUAAAAAAAUGACUUUUUUUCGAAAAAUGACUCAUUUUUCUGGUAAUUAAGACACAAAAAUGGAGUUGUAAAUGUUAAAAAAUGAUCGAAAACUGAAGAAAAUCAAGUUGGGCAAUGUUUGGGCAAAAAAGGUGUCCUAGCGUCAACACUUUCUAUACUACUCACUUGGCCUAGAAAACUCCGUCGGAACCUAGGCCACGUUUGCAAAUUUGCGACUCUCAGCGCUUUUUCCCCGCGUUUUUUUGGAACAGAUCAAGGUGUUGUUUGAAUUAAAAUCGCUUUAAAAAUUGAGUCCGUCUCUAAGAAAUACGUAGAUUGUAAAAAAUCUUUAAAAAUGUGCGAAACGACCACAAAAAUAAAGUCAUUCUUCGCACAAAAACGGUUAUAUUUAUAUGAGCCGAUUUUUCUCGUGAAAGCGACAGUGUAAUAUCGUCGGAAAGUUACUGCGCAGUACGCAGACGAGGAAAAAAAAAGAAAGAGAAAGAGUCAUGUGACAGAACAGAGAAAGGUCACUUCUUUGUGUUUUAUCGGCUGCCAGAGACUGGUUUGCCACAAGCUUUCUGCCCUUGGAGGGAAAAAAAGAGAGAGAGAGAGAGAAAAUGAAACGGGCGGCGCGCAGGGUCACAUGGACGACGAGUAUGGAAAGGGAAAGAAUCAGGUGAUGUGGGAUCACAAUGGAACUGGAAACAAUUGCAUUUACCAACUAGCUAGCCGAAUGUUGUUUGGUGAGAAUUUCGGCGAGAAAAAGGAACAAUAGAACGGUUACUGAACCCUAACUGGGCAAGUCUAUGUAUUUAGAAAGCACUGAGAAAAUUUCGACCUGUUGCAAUUGCGAAACACGAUAUUUGAGCAGAUCUCUGGCCUAAUUUCGGCCCUUUUUGACCCGCUUACAAAUGAUCAGAGGCCGAAAAGGCCGCAAAACUAAUAUAUCUCGAGUCCAAAAAGUCGGCAAAAGUUUGGUCCCGAUCGGAUUAUUGAUUAUUGCGCAGGCCUCAAAAAGCCUGGGCCUGCCUUUUGAGCUAAAUGUGUGUGCGCAAAAUACGUAUUUUUAGCGACAACUGAAGAUGACGAAAAAUUGUUUGGAAUGACUUUAAGAAAAUCGGGAACACAUUUGUUUCCCAUCAAAAAACAGGCAACUAGUCGAUGGCUACUUGCCCGUUUUCUGUCAAAAUUUCAAAAACAUAAACAUUGACGAGCAAGUGUGCGAAAAGAAGAGAGUGGGGAAGAGAAAGAGAGAGAGAGAGAAAAAAGGAAAGUUCAUGUGACCGGUCAGAUGAGGGGAACUAUGCCCACGCGUGAAACAGAAAAAAAAGCGAACAACAUAAUGUUCAAAUCUUUAUCACUGUUUCAUCAAAAAUUCAAAAUGCAUUCAUUACGAAUUCAAUUUUUGGUACUGUACUGUGGAAAAGUUGCUCAAAACUAUGAUUACUAGGACUAGACAACAGACGUUUGUCAAAAACUAUCCAAAAUCUUAAGGAAACGCAACACGAAACCAACGGGCACAACUUUCAAGUAGACAAGAGAACUGCCAUCCACCUACUCCACCGCAAAAAAGUUUUUUUUUCUCGUCAUUCAGGAAGGCUCUGUGUGUGUGUGUGGAACCGGUCGUCUCACAAGUCAACAGAGAAAGUGAGCCGAUUGGAGAGACGCAGACGGGACGUCGAAAGUCAUGUGAUUUCCAAGAGAGUGGGGCGCCACGCAAUAACUAUAUGUCACAUUGGCAAAAGGUUUUUUUGAGGGCAACGCAAGGAAACGGGGGUUUCGUUCGAGUGUGUGUGUGUGUUCUUUGACGCCUAACACACCAUUUCUGGACAAAUCGUACAAAAGUAAUAAACUCGAGACGUUUUCUAUUCCCACUAAUGUUUACAGAAUAUUGCUAGAAAGUCAAUCGAUAUUUCUCCUUUUAUCUCUGUCUCUCUCUCUCUCUCUAGCUAGACUCUGUUUAUGGGGCUAUUCAGCGUAUGUUUGUUUUCCGUUUUUUUCGUUUUUUUACAUCGCUGAAUUGGAUUUUUUGACAUAAAAAAACGAAAAAAACGGAAAACAAUCAUUUUUUUCACAGUCUGAAUAGCCCCAUUAGAUUGCUUAAAAAAAUCUCUAAAAUUCAGUGGGAGAAAGAGAGGAGAGGAGCAACAAAGAGUCGAGCAGAAAUUGUUUGAAAUUGUGAACUUUUCAUGCUUUGCUUAUGAAUUCAUCACGGCGAACAUUUGUGAACAUGCACAGGAAGCUCGUUUUUAUCGCUCCGUAUUGCAAACCGUACCCUUUUAGCAUUCAAAUGAGGGCGAGAAGUUCAAAUCAUGCUCGCAAAUGUUCGCCCCGUGUUCAUGCAACAAACAGCAACGCUUUUUCCGAAAAAAAAGUGCGAACAGCAAAAAAUCGACCCAAAACCUGGAGAAAGCGAAGAAAAGAGCAACAAAAAAGCGAGGCGAGGGAUUGCGUGAGCGCGCAUUUUCCGCGGCGGCGGUCCCCUUCAGUCAGCUGAGCGAGUUUCUCCCCCCUCUUUCUCUUUUUCUCCUCUUCUCGCGCGCUCUCUCUCUCUCUCUCUCGCCGUUUGCAGUGUGACAAACGGCGAGAGAGCGGGCGAGACGCGAGAGACGCACACGCAAUUGUUUCAGGAGCCAGUGAGAUCUUGCUCUCGGGCCCGUCGGCCAACAAUGAUGAUCAAAGAGCGACAUGUCGGAGCCGGGCGGCCAAACUUGAGAUCAAUCGAUAUUCAUGCGAGUUACAGAAAUCGAAGAAAUGAUUUGCAAGCUCGAAUUUACAGAAAGUCACGAUUAGGAAAUCAUGUUUUUUUUUAAACGAAAAGUCUGAAACACGAUUCGACGAUUGCUUAUGAUUCAUUUUCAAUACAGCGAUUCACGGAUUAUUCGAAUGACUUUUCGUUCAGGUGAUUCAUAAAACAGUGAGGAAUGAGGAAAAUUCUUGCUCAUUCCUUAGAUUUCAUUACUUCUUAUCGAAGAGCGAGCAAGAAGAAACGUACGAGAAAAAGUAUAAAUAGAGGGAGGUGUGGAGGCCGUAUCAUUCUCAUAAUUACCCUAUUCCUGCUACACCGAUUGCUUUUAGCUCGGAAAUUACGCUUUUUUCAGGAUGUCGUUUGAAGAAGAAGUGCGUAGAAUCGCUCGUCGUUACUCGAAUCCCACUCUACCAAGAUUCUCCACUAUGAGGUCGUUGGUGAGCGUUGUGCUCGCUUCGUGAACCGCGGCGUCUUUCUCAGCGAAAUAGUCGUGGUGAUCAACCAUAUUAAUGGUCAUAUCGUGAGUUCAUCCAACCUUUUCAAAGUACAAAAACUGUGAGAAAUAACAGGCGAGCGAGGGAAAUACCAUUUAGAAGAGAGAGAGAGUUCCGGUUGAACCGCAAUCUCGCCCAGACCUGAGAAAUAAUGACUUUGUUACAGGAGGUUCUGGAGAAAACCAUUCUGACGAUUCUCGAGCCUAUUGUCAGCCUCGUCGAAGAACUGAUGAAUGGAAACGGCACUGUUUCGGAAUUGCAAGCUUUGUUUUGA
Messenger RNA from Caenorhabditis sp. 36 PRJEB53466, 5077 nucleotides. NCBI's taxonomy places the organism in Eukaryota, Metazoa, Nematoda, Chromadorea, Rhabditida, Rhabditidae. The record is from the annotation of a GenBank genome assembly.